Molecule: messenger RNA, 4483 nt
Organism: Rhopalosiphum maidis (corn leaf aphid)
Lineage: Eukaryota; Metazoa; Arthropoda; Insecta; Hemiptera; Aphididae
Exons: 20
Coding region: 285-3929 (1214 amino acids)
Biological process (GO): AMP catabolic process
Cellular component (GO): plasma membrane
Molecular function (GO): 5'-nucleotidase activity; nucleotide binding; metal ion binding
Source: RefSeq, a predicted model, not a curated record
AACGGCUGCAACAGUCGCCAAACCGCAACUCGCAACACUACACCGGUGCGCGGCGGUCUACGAUUGUUGUUCUUUUUUUUUUUUGGUUUUUACGGUCGACAUUCGGUUCGACCGUCACCGCCGCGCGUAUAGUUACCGCGCGAACGGCGAGCAACACCGACAGCAGCCGGCGCGCACGCCGAAGGAACACCGCAGCCAAUAAACAGCCGCUGGGCCGGACGGUGUCCCGUACAGGACAGGACCGCCGUCGUUCGCGGGUGCGUGUCUCCCGGACGGUGGACGCGAUGGGACCGACAGUGGCCGCCGCGUGUUUGGCCGUCGUGAUGGCCGCAGUGGCUGCGGUCGCGGCGGACGCGCCCGGCCUGGAACUGGUGCUGCUCCACGCCAACGACAUGCACAGCCGGUUUGACGAGACCGACCUGUACUGCAACGAGUGCCGCGAAGACGACGCGUCGCUGGGCCGGUGCUACGGCGGGUUCGCGCGCGUCGCCCAGUUCGUGAAAGAGCAGAGGUGGUUGGCCAACGAGAGCGGCCUGCCGUCCCUGUUCCUGGUGGCCGGCGACACGUUCCAGGGCACGCCGUACUUCUCGCUGUUCCACUCGGAUCCCGUCGUCGACUUCAUCAACCAGCUGCGCCCGGACGCCAUGACUUUAGGGAAUCACGAGUUUGACGACGGUGUCGAUACUCUUGCAUCAUAUCUAAAUAGAACAAAAAAUAUACCAACAGUUGUGUCGAACUUGAAUACGACGGCAGAACCAAACUUGGAUAAACACCUGUUGUCAUCAUUAGUAUUUACAAUAAACAACACAAAAGUAGGAAUCGUUGGAUAUUUAACAACGGAUACUCCGACCAUAUCAAAUACCGGAAAGGUUGAAUUUUUCGACGAAGUUGAAUCUUUGAAGAAAGAAACUAAAAAAUUACGAGACAGUGGUGUUAACAUAAUUAUUGGUCUCGGUCAUAGUGGCAUUGAAAAAGAUAAAAUAAUCGCCCAAGAGGUAGAAGAUAUUGAUAUAAUUGUUGGAGGUCAUUCCCAUACGUUUCUGUACUCCGGCACUCCGCCCAGCAUUGAAAAACCAUAUGGACCAUAUCCACUAUACGUGACAAAUGUUAAAAAUAAGGUCGUGCCAAUAUUGCAGGCAUACGCGAAUACCAAAUACGCAGGCAAAGUAGUAUUAAAAUUUGAUCCUAAUGGCGAUUUAGUCAGUAUCGAUGGUUCGCCAACAUUAUUGAAUUACGAAAUAAAACAAGACCCAGAAAUGUUGACUGUGAUUGAUAAAUGGAAACCAAAGGUAAUUAAUGUUACAAACGUUAUAAUCGGACGUACGGCAGUCGAGUUGAUAAACAAUUGUCAUAAAAUGGAGUGCAACAUAGGUAACCUGAUAGCUGAUUCUUUCGUAUACUACAAUGUUAUGAAAAAAGAAAUUUACAAUGAAUAUUGGUCUGAUGCUCCUAUCGGAAUCAUUCAAGCUGGUGGAAUUCGGACAACAAUCAACGAAACCAAUCAUGAUGGUUACAUCACUUUAGGGCAGUUAAUAAAUGUCAUGCCAUUUCAAAAUACUCUGGUUAAAAUUACUAUUUCUGGUAGUAGCUUAUUAGAAGCUUUUGAACAAAGCGUUUACAACUUUGUAGAGAAUCAAGGCGGAAAUAAACUUUUACAAGUAUCCGGCGUUCUGGUUGAGUAUGAUUUAACAAAAAGUCCUGGUAACCGAGUGUCUUCACUAUUACUCCGUUGUGGUGAAUGUAACGUUCCUAAAUACAAACCUUUACAGUUAACUGCUAACUAUACAAUAGUGACAAACAGCUAUUUGGCCGAAGGUGGUGAUAAUUUUACGUCAUUUAAAAAAGGAUUAAUAAAAAGCAAAGUAUUAGAUAUUGAAGAUUUCAAUGCAACAGCGAUGUAUAUGAAAUCGAUAAGCCCUAUAACGACUGGAGUAGAGGGAAGAAUCGUCUUUACAGCCAAUAACAAUGAAAAGUCGGCAGGAUCUAAUAUUAAUACACGAAAUUAUCAAUUUAUAAUGAUUACAUUUAUUAUUACAGUAUUAUUUUUUUUCCUUGAAAUAGCAAACUCGGGCGGCCGGUCGACCAGUGCUCGUCUUUUUUUUUUCGAAAAUCUUCUCCGCGGUACACACACACACAGUACACACAUGAGGCCGACAGUGGCCGCCGCGUGUUUGGCCGUCGUGAUGGCCGCAGUGACUGUGGUCGCGGCGGACGCGCCCGGCCUGGAACUGGUGCUGCUCCACACCAACGACAUGCACAGCCGGUUCGACGAGACCGACCUGUACUGCAACGAGUGCCGCGAAGACGACGCGUCGCUGGGCCGGUGCUACGGCGGGUUCGCGCGCGUCGCCCAGUUCGUGAAAGAGCAGAGGCGGUUGGCCAACGAGAGCGGCCUGCCGUCCCUGUUCCUGGUGGCCGGCGACACGUUCCAGGGCACGCCGUACUUCUCGUUCUUCGAAUGGAGACCCGUCGCCGAUUUCAUCAACCAACUGCAACCCGAUGUCAUGACUUUGGGGAAUCACGAGUUCGACCACGGUGUCAGCACUCUUUUGUCAUACUUAAACGAAAUUCAAGGCAUACCUACAGUAGUAUCCAACUUGAAUAUGACGGCAGAACCGGAAUUAAAUAAUUUCGUAUUGCCGUCAUUAGUACUCACCAUAAACAACACAAAAGUGGGCAUCGUUGGAUGCUUGACAACAGAUACUCCGACCAUAUCUAGUUCCGGAGCUGUUGGAUUUUUUGAUGAAGUAGAGUCUUUGAAGAAGGAAACGAAGAAGUUACUCAAAAACGGUGUAAAUAUAAUUAUUUGCCUUAGCCAUAGUGGCAUCGAAAAAGACAAAGUAAUUGCUAAAGAAGUGGAAGACAUCGAUAUAAUUGUUGGGGGACAUUCACAUACAUUUUUGUAUUCCGAUACUCCACCCAGCAUUGAAAAACCAUAUGGACCAUAUCCACUAUACGUUACAAACGUUAAAAAUAAGCCUAUACCAAUAUUACAAGCAUAUGCAAAUACCAAAUACGUGGGCAAAGUUAUUUUAAAAUUUGAUUCUAAUGGUGAAUUAGUAAAUAUCGAUGGUUCGCCGACGUUAUUAAAUCAUGAAAUAAAACAAGAUCCAACAAUGUUGACCGUGGUCGACGAAUGGAAACCAAAAGUAACCAAAAUUACAAACGUUACAAUUGGGCGUACGGCAGUGGAGUUAAUAAACUGGUGUCGUGAAAAAGAAUGCAACAUUGGUAACCUGAUAGCUGAUUCUUUCGUAUACUACAAUGUUAUGAAAAAAGAAAUGUAUAGUGAGUAUUGGACUGAUGCUCCUAUUGGGAUCGUUCAAGCUGGUGGUAUUCGGACAACAAUCAACGAAACCGAUCAUGACGGUUUCAUCACUUUGGGACAGUUGAUUAACGUCAUUCCGUUUGCUAAUGAACUUGUCAAAAUUACAAUUUCUGGUUAUACUCUUUUAGAAUCGUUCGAACACAGCGUUUCUGACUACGAAUUGAAUCGUGGCACAUCUAAAUUUUUACAAGUAUCUGGUAUUCUGGUUAAAUAUGAUUUAACACUGAAACCUGGGAACCGAGUCACCUCAUUGUUUAUUCGAUGUGGUGACUGUAGCGUUCCUAAAUUUGAACCUUUAGUAUUGACUGCAAACUAUACAAUAGUGAUGACCAAUUAUUUGGCAAAUGGUGGUAAUAAUUAUCAGGCAUUUAAAAAAAGAAUGGAUAUCAAAUCACUAGGUAUAGAAGAUUAUAAUGCAACAGCGGUGUAUAUGCAAUCAAUAAGUCCCAUAAUGAGUGGAAUAGAUGGCAGGAUCAACGUUAAAUACGACAACAAUAACGAAAAGUCGGCUGGAUUAAGUAUAAAUACGUGGAAUUAUCGAUUAUUAGUAACUAUUUUAAUUAUAACAGUAUUAUUCUUUAACGUUAAAAAUGACCUUUAGUCGUUAACUAUAAACAUUUAAAUAAGUACUUAUAAUAUAUAAACAGGUUUAUAUUUUUAUCAUAAUUAUUUUUUGUUGGGUACAUCUGCAAAAUUAGCUAUUUUGUCGCAAAGUCUACUAUAUAAAAAUAAUUUAUUGUAUAGCUUAUAACUUAUAACUUAUAGGUACCUAACAAAAUGUAAUACGUAGGCUAGGCUUACCCAUUUUACGAGUACAAUAAUGACCAAGUCAUAAAUAAAUAUUAAUAUUUUUAUAGAUCUUGUAUACUACAUUUCUAAUAUAUUUAUAUUACCGGUAUUGACGAAUAUCGAUAGCUUGGCCUUUAAUAGCAUACCAUAGAGAGAGAAAAUAGUACGCUGUCGUUGUUCGUAUUAUUUUAUCAAAGGUGAAAAUAUAACAGCGUAACAACAAAAUCGAUAUUAUAAACGAUUUUUUACCAUUGAGUAUAGUUUUUACUAUCUAUUAUAUGUUUUUGACAAACUUAGCAAUUAGUGUUAAUAAUAAUAUUAUAAAUUAAAUAUUUGUUCUUGUUAACGACCAAUUAUUAAAUAACA